Messenger RNA from Metarhizium acridum CQMa 102, 1179 nucleotides. The record is from RefSeq and is a predicted model, not a curated record. Lineage: Eukaryota; Fungi; Ascomycota; Sordariomycetes; Hypocreales; Clavicipitaceae.
AUGGCCGAGGAGGCUCAUCGGCGGUAUGCAGAAAUUAUGCGCGACGUCGAGAUGAUGAUUGAUGAUCAUAUAUCACGCCAAAGACAAAAUCAAACCCAAUCGCAAGGGUUGGAAGGUGCCGUAGCAAGUCUCAUAGCCCCCUUACCAUCAAAGCUAGGCAUGCUGGUCCCCACAGCCGGCCCGUUCUUCACCAGGCUGCCUUUGGAAGCUGCCUUCAAGUAUCAGGACAGGAAACGAUACAUUUCGUCUAGACGAUAUGUAGCCCCGUCGUUCAACGAUGUGCGUUUGGUGCUCAACUCAGCACAGGUCAUGGCCGUGACUGGCGGUGCGCUGCAGCUCGCUACCUUUGAUGGUGAUGUGACGCUGUACGAUGAUGGAGAGAGUCUGGAGCCCACGAGCCCCAUCAUCCCGCGACUCCUCGGUAUUGUGACGGCUGCAGGCUACACCACGGCUGAUCGAUACUACGACCGUCUUCAUGGUCUUUUGGAUGCCAUCGCUGCCUCCCCCGAUUUGGACGAAACUCAGAAGCGAAGUGUUGUCAUCAUGGGCGGCGAAGCCAACUACCUCUUUACAUACGAGCCAUCUUCGCCUCACCGCUUGGCGCCUGUCCCUCGACCGCAGUGGCUCACUCCCGAGAUGGCAGCCUGGUCUGAAGCAGACAUUGCCGCGCUUCUGGACGUGGCGGAAUCAGCGCUGAAGGACUGCGUUCGCACAAUGAAUCUUCCAGCAACCAUUGUACGCAAAGACCGUGCGGUCGGCAUCAUUCCGUCGGAGCCUCACAUCCGCAUCGCACGCGAAAGUCUCGAGGAAACGGUUCUUGUGGUACAGAGAAUCCUUGAACUCAGCCACCUUGGCUCGCAGACGCAGGUUGCUGGGCGGUCGUCGCCUGCCACCGGGCGCAAGGGCGUUCCAUUCUGUGCCUUCAACGGCGGGCGAGACGUCUUUGUCGACAUCGGCGACAAGAGCUGGGGCGUCACUGUUUGCCAGCAGUGGUUUGUUCGACAGGGCGUAGCCAUCAAGGGCGAGAAUACUCUCCAUGUCGGAGACCAGUUUUUGAGCGCCGGAUCCAAUGACUUUAAAGCGCGAAGCGUGGGCACAACGGCUUGGAUUGCCAGCCCGGCCGAGACGGUCGAGCUCUUGGACGAGCUGGCGGACCUGAUGCAGAAGAAGUUGUCGUGA